Annulohypoxylon truncatum is the source of this 1815-nucleotide messenger RNA. Its product is annotated as NMD3-domain-containing protein. Gene Ontology annotation, molecular function: ribosomal large subunit binding. NCBI's taxonomy places the organism in Eukaryota, Fungi, Ascomycota, Sordariomycetes, Xylariales, Hypoxylaceae. The transcript has a single exon. The record is from RefSeq and is a predicted model, not a curated record. Gene Ontology annotation, cellular component: cytoplasm; nucleus. Bases 71 to 1636 code for a protein of 521 amino acids. Gene Ontology annotation, biological process: ribosomal large subunit export from nucleus.
CCGGAAUGUCAAAACCCCCACCAUCGCAACUAAUUCAUCACUAUUGGCAGUAAUUCGACAAAUAGCCAGGAUGUCGAUGGAUAUAGACGUAGAUGCGCCUAUUUCGAUCGCGCCAUCUCAAGGGCUUAGCGGUGCCGCUGCCACCAUAUUCUGUUGCGACUGCGGCGCUCCCAUUGACGGAACGACCGCGAUAGACGCCAAGUGCUACGACUGCUUCAAACUUACCAAAGACAUAUCCCAAGGCAUCCAACGCGAAGCCACCCUACAUUUCUGCCGAGACUGCGAUCGAUGGCUUCAACCCCCGUCUAGCUGGGUGACAGCCUUACCAGAGUCCCGCGAACUUCUAGCCCUGUGCCUAAAAAAACUAAGCCUUAACCGAACACGAAUAAUCGAUGCGAGCUUCAUAUGGACAGAGCCGCAUUCCAGGAGAGUACGGGUGAAGCUCGUGGUUCAGGCGGCGGUGGCGGACGAUCGGGUAAUGCAGCAGGCUUUGGAGGUCGUAUACGUCGUAGCAUAUCAGCAGUGUCCCGAAUGCGCCAAGUCAUACACGGCCAACGUGUGGAGAGCGAGCGUCCAAGUCCGUCAGAAGGUCUUACACAAACGCACAUUCCUAUACCUCGAGCAAUUGAUCCUAAAACACGGUGCUCAUCGAGAAACCAUCAACAUAAAGGAAGCCAAGGACGGCAUCGACUUCUUCUUCUCCGCCCGAAACCAAGCCGAAAAGUUCGUCGACUUCCUAAACUCCGUCGUCCCCGUGCGCGUUAAGAAAUCCCAGGAGCUCAUCUCCCAGGAUAGCCACACAGCCAAAAAGUCCUACAAAUUCACCUUCUCGGUCGAGUUAAUACCGAUCUGCAAGGAUGAUUUAGUCGCGCUGCCCAUCCCGCUGGCUAAGCAGAUCGGCAAUAUCUCCCCGCUGGCGAUAUGCCACCGGAUCGGCACGUCGAUCAACGUGCUAGACCCGAACACGCUGCAGACGGCGGAAAUCAGCGCGCCGGUGUUCUGGCGGGCGCCGUUCGCCGCGCUGGCCGACGCGCAGGACCUCGUCGAGUUCAUCGUCAUGGACUGCGAGCCGAUCGGGCCGACGCGGGGGAAAUGGGUGCUGGCGGAGACGCAGCUGGCGCGGGCGACGGACCUCGGCGUCAACGACAAGACGUACUUCGCGCGCACGCACCUCGGCGGGCUCCUGCACGCGGGCGACUCGGUCAUGGGGUACAUGCUGACGGGGACCAACUUCAACAACCCGCACUUCGAGGCGCUCGAGGAGUCGCACACGUACGCGUCGCGCAUCCCCGACGUCGUCGUCGUCAAGAAGCACUACCCGAACCGCCGCCGCAACCGCAAGAGGCAGUGGAAGGUCAAGCGCAUGGCGAAAGACGAGGGCGAGCUGCUGCCCAAGAAGGCCGACCAGGAGCGCAUGGACCGCGAGUUCGAGAUGUUCCUGCAGGAUAUCGAGGAGGAUGAGGAGUUCCGCCAGGGCGUCCAGUUGUAUAAGCAGCCGCCGCGCCGGAAACAGCCUGAUGAGAUGUCUAUGGCGACGACGGAGGAUGGGGACGGGGAUGGGGAUGAUGAUGCGCCGAGGGUGGAUAUGGAUGAGUUGCUUGAGGACUUUGAUGAACUUACGAUGGAGGAUCAGUAGGGAGGGGAAAAAGGGAUGGGCUGGGAAAAUUUUAUUGUCUACCUUUUAGACGACUAAGGACUUACAAUGUCUUAUUACUGAGAGAUUUAGAUUCGGUGUUCACAAACUCAAGCAGAUUAUUGCGAGUCCAACGAAGUAAAUUACUCUACACCUCGUCUCUUCCUUAUGAUGCCCAUUUC